UCCUCUAACUCAGUAUGGACUUAAUUCAAGUCAUAUUGUGAGCUGAGUAGUCCGGUCUGACUAAGUAUGAGAGGAUUCUAAAGCAACAUGGAGAGCUGGUACUAUUUGCUGCUGUGCACCUUAGGUUUAGUCCUGAUCUAUGGAAAGCAGACAAAAAAUGAUGAUGACAUUGACCUAGUGAGGUUUCUGAGAACUAUCCACCCUGGGGUGCUGGUGAGGGAUGAGCCGUUUAUUAUCAACCGACAAUUUAGGAAAAACUCCCUCAAGGACCUGGAACGCCUGGGGGUCUCCUCAGUUACAGAGCAAUCCAAGGACAAGCCAGUCAGUCAGGACACAAAUGGGACUCCUGGACCUGUGGUGUUAACCAAAGAUGGGCAAAUCAAGGGGAUUACAGUAGAUAAGGCCCAUAUUUUCUAUGGGAUACCAUAUGCAGACCCCCCCACCGGGGCUUACCGCUGGAAGCCUCCCAGACCUGUGACUCCAUGGCCACGGGUUUAUGAUGCCUCCUUCCCUCGGCCGGCAUGCAUGCAGGCAUGCAGAGGACCUAUCACAGAGGAGUGCCCUCGGAAAGUCAGUGAGGAUUGUCUCUACCUGAACAUCUUCAUCCCUCUGGAUGUGGACUUGAGUUCCCCUCUGCUGAGCCCACUGCCCGUCAUGGUUUGGAUCCAUGGUGGAGAUUUUAUUGCUGGUUCUGCCUCCAAACCGCUCUAUGAUGGACGCUUCAUCAGUAACUUCACCCACACUAUAGUUGUGAGCAUGGAGUACAGACUGGGGGCCUUUGGAUUCCUCGUGUCUGGCAAGGACCCUCACACCUCCGCCAUAGGGAAUUAUGGGAUCUUGGACCAGCAGGCAGCUUUUCUUUGGGUCCAGCGAAACAUUGCCGUGUUUGGAGGUGAUCCUAGCAAGGUGACAAUAUUUGGAGAAAGUGCAGGUGCCCAGUCAGUGAGUCUCCACCUGAUGAUACAGAGCAGUAAACCUCUGUUUCACCAAGCUGUUCUGCAGAGUCUUCCCUUCUCCAUCCCUCUGAAGACCAGACAUGAUGCCCUGAAGCUGGGGAAGGACUUUGCCAAACAGACCAACUGCUCUGUGAGCGACACGAUCUGCCUGCUGUCUCUCACCUCACAGGCCGUCCUCGCUGCCCAGAUGAAAACGAGUUCUAAGAUCGUGAACCCGUUUCGAUUCCUGGAGGUUUUUGAGACGUGGGGUCCACAUAUCGAUGGGGAGUUGAUAAAGGAACAGGCCAUCACUGCAUUUCUGAAGGGCCACUGGCAAAAAGAGAAGCCAAUGCUGUUGGGUACAACCUCAGAAGAGGGGGUGCUCUUUGUGUAUGGUGUCUUCACCAAGCCUGUGUCUGCUGUGGAGUCCACUGUGUACAUUACUGCCAUCUUUAAACAACACGCUCUGCGGGUCCUGCACAAGUACCUGCACCUGUACAGGGACGCUGACCGCAGGGACAUGCUAGCUCAGAUCGUCACCGACUAUGUCUUCCUGUGUCCGUCCAGGAGGUCCGCACGUGCUGGCAUAGCAGUGGGCAGUGGAGUUUGGAUGUACGUGUUUGACCAUGUAGCAUCAGACCGUCGUGUUUGGUCAGGUCUGACUUUCUGCUACCAGCAUGCCUGCCACGGUGCCGAGCUGCCCUUUCUCUUUGAUUCGGCCACAGUGGCCAACUUCACUAUGUUGCCACAAGAGAAGCUGCUGUCCAAUCGCAUGCUCUGCUAUUGGGGGGCUUUCGCUCACACUGGUGACCCUUCCUCACGAGCCCAUCAGACAUCUUUCUGCCGGGAGCAGCGUCUACCUGUUUGGCCACGUUAUUCUGACACCAGUGGCUGGCUGGUUAUGAACCUGACAGUGCACUCGCAUGCACAAGUGGGAACCAGGAACCAUAUAUGUGACUUUUGGGAUCAAUUGGGCACCUAUUAGUGAGGAGACAGCCAGGGCAAGGAGCUGUGCCAAUGAAUCAGCAUCAAUAUAGGCUUCUCUUUGUUCUUGAGCAUGCAAAUUCAUAUCAGAAAACCGUACCUUUGUUUGUAAUAUAACAAAAUUAUAUGUUUUACAACAGCAUUUUUAAGUUUUAAAGAAUAAAAUUAUACAUACAAAGCUACCCGUGGAUGUAGAAAAGUGCCACCAUUUUCCUUUUCUCACUGAAGACGAGUAAACAUCUUAACAAAUGUACAGAGUAUAGUCAGAUGGUAGUAAACUCUAAGUCUGAAGAGUAGUUCACGAAAGUUAAGUAAAUAUAUGUCAUAAACACAGACAAGAGAACAAAGAGAAGGUAUUGAGGACAUUUUCUGUGUGAGCACAAAGUAGAUUCAUUCUACUGUGUGUACCACAUAAUACAUACAAAAAAGAAUUGAGUAAUAAUUCAGAAGUGUUUGUCAGAUGUUAUGUGGGGAUACAGCUAAUGUUGAGUGAUUUAUGGUUAUUGUCUCAUUUAAGGACUUCAGCUAUGCUUUGUGUUAAUAUACAUUUUGUAAAAGCAGAUGUCAGUUUCCUAGUUAUCUAGUGAAAAAAACACCUAUGGUAAUUGAUAGGAUAUACAGUGCAGUGUUUCUCUUGUGCUGAUGUCAUAAUAGUGCAUCCCCUAUCCAUUCAAGUCUAAAUCGACUGUCGAAAAUCGAAAUAGUCAUUAUUAUUAUAGUCAGAUUAUUAAUUCUUUGUCUUUUGUGUCUUAAUUUGCAGCUUUUUGAUGCUCACUUGUGCAAGUUGUGAAUGAUAAUCGUGAGUGGCACAUUGAUAUUAAUGAUAUGAUUGUGUGAAGUUGCAGCAGCUUAGUGAAUGAAGUUUUUGAUUGUUACUCAGUUCAGAAUUCUAGCAACCAUGUACUACAUGAAAUAUACAAUACUGUACUAAUUAAAGUAUAAAUUGGAAAAUCAUGGUUAUUAA
Molecule: messenger RNA, 2883 nt
Organism: Solea senegalensis (Senegalese sole)
Lineage: Eukaryota; Metazoa; Chordata; Actinopteri; Pleuronectiformes; Soleidae
Product: cAMP-regulated D2 protein
Exons: 8
Coding region: 88-1920 (610 amino acids)
Molecular function (GO): cholinesterase activity
Source: RefSeq, a predicted model, not a curated record